This is a messenger RNA of Prorocentrum cordatum, 443 nucleotides long. Lineage: Eukaryota; Dinophyceae; Prorocentrales; Prorocentraceae. The record is from the annotation of a GenBank genome assembly.
GCGAGUGCAAAGAUCAAGCUGGACUUCUUCACUCGUUGGCACGCGCAGGUGCAAGAGUUGGCCUUGGAGGUGGCCACAUUUGAUUGCAACUAUCACGUCGAAGACGCCCUGCAGGCAUGCGAGAAACACUUCUCGCACUCCAUCUCCACGGGCGUCGAUGCGGGCUUGUGGCACGACGGCCUCAAUGACGCCACGACCCUCGACCAGUACUUGGAGAAGGACGAGGGCCGCCACGCUGUGGUGGAAGACAUCGCUACCAAGCUUGGCCGUGCCAAGGUGACCCAGGCUGAGUGUCUCAUGCUCGCGUGCUGCAGGGACUUCGCCGACGCCCCGCUGAAGCUCAAGAGGAACAUCAAGAUCCACCUCAGCAACCUCAGCUCCAAGGAGAGCAGUCUCAUCCCGAAGAGUUUGAUGCGCAUAUUUGAGGAGAAGGCUGAUGUCUG